AAUCCGUGGAGUAGAUGAUGGCGGCCUGAACUCUACUAGUGUACAUUUGAUCACUGACCAGCGUUCAAUCUGCGGUACUUGGUCCUUCAUUCCUUUUGCCUUUUUUCUGGUUUUUUCUAUUCCGUUUCGCAUGUCUCUAUCAGCUGCCAGCACUCGAAAACCACCAUCAAUUCCGUCAACCAGCAGUCUUGCAGCAUCAGUUCGAAGUCAUGCGCUUGUAGUACCUUCAACGACGAGAACCGUCGUCACUGCACCCCCUUGGGCCCAAGAUGAACCUCCUUCUCCCAUAGAUGAUGAUCAACUUCUUUAUGAUCAGAGACCAUCCGACCUCGCCGCUUCUCGUUCGUCAUUGGGAGGAUUAAAUGGAACUGGGUCCGAGCAGUCACCCUGGGGGACGUUCGCCCGUACUCGAGAUCCCCACGGAGAGUCAUCGGGUCGAGCGGCUGGCAAAAUAGGCGCUGCCUACAAAAAUCGACCACAGUUGUCGUUAUAUACCAAUCCCCAGGAGUGCAACGAGCCCCACUCCCAGACAGUUUCUCCUAGGGAAAAGGGAGCUGUGCAUCUUCAUCCCGAGUCCGGAGCGCACCCGUCAGCCGCCCCUUUCACUCUACCUUGUAAUAAAACACCUGGCUGGGACACGCCAUGGGAACCAACACGCGAUUUCCCUACGAAUUAUCGAGGCGAUUAUUCUCACCUGGGAGUAACGGGAGAUCAUGAGUCAGGAGACAGGUCUAGCUCUAGCAGAUCUAGGAAACAGCGCUUUAGAGCCUUCAUUCUUACGAAUUUAUAUGUGCCAUUGCUUUUCAGAUUCAUCAAUAUCACAUUCACAACUGCGGCCCUUGCGGUGGCCAUCAGGAUACGUAUCACGGAGUUGCGUGAUGGAGUCAUGGGAAUUGUAGGAAGUUCUCCAACUUUAGUGAUAAUAUUUGCACCUCUGACCCUGGUCCAUGUUAUGCUUGCGAUAUAUCUCGAAUACUUUGGUCGCCCCAUGGGUUUAUGGCGAACAUCUGCCAAACUUGCACACACCCUCCUCGAAGUUUGUUUCAUCUGUGCAUGGUCCGCGGCGUUUUCGCUCUGCUUCGAUAAUUUCUUCACAUCUCUUAUCCCCUGCGCGCCGGCAAGCAGCAUUGCUUGGUACGACGAACUCGAUCGGCCAGCAUUAACGCUUCCAAACCUUGGACGAAAUGAGGGCGGAGUGGGAGAUACGAUCUGCGACUACCAACUUGCAUUGAUUUGUCUGGUUGGGGUUGGCCUUGUCACGUAUUGCAUCAAUAUUGUCAUCAGCCUCUUCAGGAUUUUUGAGAAGGUCAAGUCGUAUGCUGGCUUUCGCCCUACAAUGCCGUUUUAGUGCACUACGUGACUCGUUCGCCCUUCUAUCCUGGAUUCUACCACAUAGGUUUCAUCAUUUUCGUUUUCCAUCUUAUGCUAUGAUGACUUUACAUAUUCCUUCAUUACAACGGACUACCAACCUAGGCGUUCCUGCGCGGUGUAUCUCUUACAUUUUUUUCUCGUCCACCUGUACAAUUAAAAUGGAUUUACUUGGUUCUGCAAGCAUCAAAGACCAGGCACUGGAUUGGUCGAUUGGAGAGUCGAAGUGGUACUAGUAGCAAUAAUCCCGUCCUCUCGGUUCGUCUCAAUAUUCACACGGCAACACAAGGGCACCCACC
Messenger RNA from Suillus clintonianus, 1667 nucleotides. RefSeq lists its product as uncharacterized. Gene Ontology annotation, biological process: positive regulation of catalytic activity. The coding region runs from base 131 to 1348 and encodes 405 amino acids. NCBI's taxonomy places the organism in Eukaryota, Fungi, Basidiomycota, Agaricomycetes, Boletales, Suillaceae. The transcript has 5 exons. Gene Ontology annotation, cellular component: fungal-type vacuole; cell periphery. The record is from RefSeq and is a predicted model, not a curated record.